Aspergillus oryzae RIB40 is the source of this 1287-nucleotide messenger RNA. RefSeq names its product DUF2855 family protein. Lineage: Eukaryota; Fungi; Ascomycota; Eurotiomycetes; Eurotiales; Aspergillaceae. The record is from RefSeq and is a predicted model, not a curated record. The transcript is spliced from 3 exons. The coding region runs from base 1 to 1287 and encodes 428 amino acids.
AUGUCCCAAACCGAGAACAUCCACGUGAUUUCCAAAAAAGAUAACAGCCAACAUGCCGUUGUCAGUAUUGAUAAUCCCUCUUCCGGUACAAGGCAACUGCCGCCUUCGUCGGUUCGCGUGCGACCGCUUAUACUCAGUUUGAGUUCUAAUAAUCUUUCCUAUGCGCGUGCGGGGGAGUUACUUCAUUGGUGGGAUACAUACCCGGUCCCCAGUGAAGCACCCGCUCCAUACAACGACCAAUCGGCGUGGGGGAUCGUCCCGGCAUGGGGGUAUGCCACGGUCCUCGAAAGCACGACUGAUAUCGCACCGGGAUCGACACUCUGGGGAUUCUGGCCGACCUCAGGACUCCCGACGGAGCUAACGCUGAUCCCGGGCCAGCCGCGCGGGCAUUGGACUGAGGUGAGCGAGCACCGGAAACAUCUCAUGACGUACUACAACCGAUACGAAGUGGUGAGUGAAGAUGACCGGGACACUAUGGCUUGGACGGCAGCUAUUCGUGCGAUUUGGGGCGCCGGCUAUCUGCUCAGUGAGUAUGUCUUUUCGUCUACAGGAACGCCUGUUCAUCCUUACGGCGGUGCGGCUGGGUUGAGCUGGACUACUGAGGAUGCGGACUUGUCGUCUGCGGUUGUUGUUAAUUUGGCUGCGUCGACUAAGACGGCGCGUUCCUUUACGUAUAAUCUUUUGUGCCGGCCCGCUGGGUCGGGGCCGUUGGGUGUCUUGCAGAUUACUUCUUCGCCUGAGGCUUUGGAGAGGGCUGCUGAGUUGCAGAUUGCGAAGCGUCAGACGCCCGCUGGGCCGGUGAAGGCUCUGGCGUAUUCGGAUGUGGAUCGGGCAGUGCCUUGGUUGGUUGGUCUUAAGCCGGCGAAGUUGGUGAUUAUUGAUUAUGGUGCUCGGGAUAAUGUACUCGUGCGACUUCGUGAACUGGUGCAGAGCAAUGAGGCGCUUAAGGACUGCAAGGUUGUUAUAAUCCAAGUUGGAAGCCAGCAGAAGGUGUAUACCGAGGAGGAGGUGCGCGAAGCCUACGCAUCUAUGAAAGCGCUCGGGAAGAUCCAAUCCAAUGCUUCUACUACCCGGGAUACGGCCAUUGAGCUUGACGGCCCCGAGGCAUUUUUCGAUAGAAUGGAUCUGCGGUGGAAGCAAUGGCUUGAUGACCGCGCGGCCACGGUCCCUGACAUGCGUCUGGUCUGGGGUAAAGGGGUCGCAGGCACCGAGGGGAUGUAUGGGGGAUGGGAGCGGCUGACGAAGGGGGAUGUGCGUCCAGAGGAGGCGUUGGUGUAUAUGGUCUAG